Messenger RNA from Seminavis robusta, 2211 nucleotides. Lineage: Eukaryota; Bacillariophyta; Bacillariophyceae; Naviculales; Naviculaceae. The record is from the annotation of a GenBank genome assembly.
AUGCCAACUAGAGAGAAGACCAGCGGCAGGUCUCCGGGGCAAGGAUUUCAACGGGUGCGUCAGCAUGACUCCGCGCAUGGGACUUUUGCCUUAGCCUGUGGAUCACAACGGCGCAAAAAUGAACACGAAAGACCCAUAUCAGCUCACAAACACCCAGACCAAGAUGACGUUCAAGUGCACGAGGAAAUCGAUGUACCCUUGGGAACGCCUAUCCGAGAUGCCCUCGCAACCGAAGAUAAGGACUCCGAUGAGACUACCAUGAGCACUACCGACAUUGCAACUCUUUCUGGCAAAGUAAUCCCCACUACCAAGAAACGCAAUGGUGGCAUUGGCAAUAAAGAAGCCUCUAUACCCUCAAUCAGCACUAUUGGGAUUGGAACCCUCUUUGACCAAGAAAUCCCCAUUACUCAGCAAGACAAGGGCAGAAUUGGCCUGGAAGGUGACUCUUCACAGGAUGGUGUCUUCCAGGAGAAGCCAUGGGUGAUCAAGCAAUGCCCCAAUGAGCCUCACCCUCUCCUGGAAUUCCCUCCUCUCUACUGGCUGGUCGAUAAAUCACCCAGGUUACUCAAAGAAAUCAAGCACCUCUAUUCACUUCGCUGGCGCUGUUCUUAUCCUCUCCAGCGUCGGGUGUUUCUUUCAAAACAGCUGGCAGAGCUGCUCCUGAUCCUUCCACUUGUUCUUUUCUUUGUGGGUGGUUUGCUCUUUGCAUUUGUUUGGCCCAGUACAUAUUGGUCCGGGCAGAUUGCUCGCCUUCCCCUCAUCCUUGCCUUAGCAACAGCAAUGCGAAACUCUCUGAUCACCUUGCUUAUUGGGUUGCCAUUUGAGCGGGCCCUGUGGUAUCACAAAGUCUUAGGCAGACUUACAUUCUUCAAUGGUAUUCUCCACACCAUUGUGGCUCAUGGUGAUGCUCUGGAGAAAACCGUCCACAAGUUUCUAUUCUUUGACCAACUCAACAGCUCUGGAACAGGUCUCUUUUUGUUGAUUGUGGGUGUUACUAUUACCUCCUUCCCUCAAGUCCGGAGCUGGUGCUUUGAAGCGUUCUACUACGUGCAUGUCGUCUUUGUUAUCUUGAUGACAGCCUGUGCAUUCUACCAUUCAGGAAUCCUUGUCCCAAUCUUGGCUUCUAUCCUCUGGGGUGGUGACCUACUGUGCCGAAAGAUCAUCAUGGCUUGCUUCCGAUAUCCCCGGACUGCCCGUGUGCGUAUCGUCAGUGACACUGUGACUGAGCUUUCUUUCCCCAAAACAGCAGCCUUUGACUACAAUGCUGGCCAGCAUCUGAGCAUUGCUGUAACGGAAAUUACUGGGGCUGGUCUAGAGUUCCAUCCAUUCAGUAUUGCCACCUGUCCCCAGCAGCCAAAUGUCAGCAUCAUGAUCCAUGUUGCAGGUGCCUGGACCAAAGCACUUCACAAACUGGCAAUGGAAAAGGACGAGGUUUCCAAUCUGGUUGAGGGUCCCAAUGGAAGUCCCAACAUUGAUAUUUUCAGCGACCGUUACGAGUCAUUUCUUCUCUUCAGUGGAGGUAUUGGCAUCACACCCAUUCAAAGCAUUUGCAACCAACUGGUGUACGAGCAGAACAAGGGCCACAGGAACCUGGAAAAGAUCAGGAUGGUAUGGUCUGACCGUGAUGCUUGCUGUAUUGAACGAACCGAUCUUGUCCGUCGUGCCAGCAUCAGUUCCCAUUUCCAGUUGCCUACUGAUCUGGAUUUGGAGGAAUUGGACCUGCAUAGCAUUGUCUCACGUAGUGUCUUCAAUGAUGGUGUGAGUCAGACAACUGAUCUUGCAUCCAUGCUUCUAGCAUUAGUGCCCCCAAGUCAAGAAAAUGAUGCUGAGCUCAAGGAAGACCUGCCGGUCUCAUGCAAGAAGACCAAGACUCGGAAGGCUGCACCGAGCAAGAAUACAGCCUCUGAUCAAAGCACUUUUGGGGGUGCCUACAACAAUGCUGAUUUGUCAGAUAUUCUGGACAUUCAGGUAUAUCUUAGCAAAGGUCAAGCACCGAAGAACCUUGCAAACAUGCCUUUUGUUCACAUUGGUCGUCCUGAUGUGGAACAGAUCUUUGCAGACAUGAGAGCUGAGGCCUUGGGGAAUGGACUGACUCGUGUGGCUGUCAUUGUCUGUGCCCCAGCAAAACUUGCCCGCAUCCUACAAGCCACAUGUGUCAAGUACUCUGAUGCCAAACUCUCCUUUGAUUGUCACCUUGAGUUCCAAGAUUGA